AUGAUGGUGGAAAGAUGCCUUGUGUAAACAUAUAUAAUACAUAUACACAAACGAACAAUAGUGUAUUAGUGUGUGUUAAUCUGUAAAUAUAUUUGUGAGUGUACUCAGCUCAGUGUAGUCUGAGAGUUGUUGGUUCGCCGAAGGUACUCUCUCUCUCUCUCUCUCAAUUUACAAAAAUUACAAUUAACAUUAAUUUUUUUAUAAUAAAAUAUAAAUACAAGUUAUAAAAAUGUCAACACAACCACAUAGCCGUAAACGAGUGUGUUAUUAUUACGACAGUGACAUUGGUAAUUAUUACUAUGGACAGGGCCAUCCCAUGAAACCACACAGAAUACGUAUGACCCAUAAUCUUUUGUUGAAUUAUGGACUCUACAGAAAAAUGGAAAUUUAUCGUCCUCAUAAAGCAACUGCUGAUGAGAUGACAAAAUUCCACAGCGACGAAUACAUAAGAUUUUUACGUUCAAUAAGACCAGAUAAUAUGUCUGAAUAUAAUAAACAAAUGCAACGUUUUAAUGUUGGUGAAGAUUGUCCAGUAUUUGAUGGUCUUUAUGAAUUUUGUCAAUUAUCUGCUGGUGGAUCAGUUGCUGCAGCUGUUAAAUUAAAUAAACAAGCAUCUGAAAUAUGUAUUAAUUGGGGUGGUGGUUUACAUCAUGCUAAAAAAAGUGAAGCAUCUGGUUUUUGUUAUGUCAAUGAUAUUGUACUUGGUAUUUUAGAAUUAUUAAAAUAUCAUCAACGUGUACUUUAUAUUGAUAUUGAUGUACAUCAUGGUGAUGGUGUUGAAGAAGCAUUUUAUACAACAGACAGAGUUAUGACUGUAUCAUUUCAUAAAUAUGGUGAAUAUUUUCCUGGUACUGGUGAUUUACGUGAUAUUGGUGCUGGUAAAGGUAAAUAUUAUGCUGUUAAUAUACCAUUAAGAGAUGGUAUGGAUGAUGACAGUUAUGAAUCAAUAUUUGUACCAAUAAUAUCAAAAGUUAUGGAAACAUUUCAACCAUCAGCUGUUGUAUUACAAUGUGGUGCUGAUUCAUUAACUGGUGAUCGUCUUGGUUGUUUCAAUUUAACUGUACGUGGUCAUGGUAAAUGUGUUGAAUUUGUUAAAAAAUAUAAUUUACCAUUUUUAAUGGUUGGUGGUGGUGGUUAUACCAUAAGAAAUGUAUCAAGAUGUUGGACAUAUGAAACAUCAGUUGCACUUGGCUGUGAAAUUGCAAAUGAAUUACCAUAUAAUGAUUAUUUUGAAUAUUUUGGUCCUGAUUUUAAGUUACAUAUUAGUCCAUCAAAUAUGGGUAAUCAAAAUACUGGUGAAUAUUUGGAAAAAAUUAAAACACGUUUAUUUGAAAAUUUGAGAAUGUUACCACAUGCACCAGGUGUUCAAGUACAAGCAAUACCAGAUGAUGGUGUUAAUAUUGAUGAUUCUGAGGCUGAUGAUAAAAUUAAUCCUGAUGAAAGACUGCCACAAAGAGAUAUUGAUAAAAGAAUACAGCAUGAUAAUGAAUACAGUGAUAGUGAGGAAGAAGGAGAAGGUGGUCGACGAGAUAAUCGAUCAUACAAAGGAUCUAGAAAAAGACAGAGACUAGAAAAAGGACAAGAACCAAUGGAGACUGAUGCUAAAAAAGAAGAUGAUAUUAAACCUGAUAUUAAAGAUAAUGACAAGGAUGAUAAAUCAAACAUCAUGAAUGAUGACCCAAAAAAAGAUGGCACAGUUAAUCCAUGAUAGAAGGCUAUUUGGCCCAAGCCCUUUGAUAAAAUAACUAUUUAAAAAAUUAAUCAUUAUUUAAGAUGAUUAUUUGCAUUUGCAAAUUAAUUAUGUCGCUUUAAACA
This is a messenger RNA of Aphidius gifuensis, 1815 nucleotides long. It is a transcript of the gene HDAC1, whose product is annotated as histone deacetylase HDAC1-like. The transcript has 4 exons. Gene Ontology annotation, molecular function: histone deacetylase activity. Bases 230 to 1708 code for a protein of 492 amino acids. The record is from RefSeq and is a predicted model, not a curated record. Lineage: Eukaryota; Metazoa; Arthropoda; Insecta; Hymenoptera; Braconidae.